AUGGAUGUCUUCUUGAUGAUCCGUCGCCACAAAAUGACCAUCUUUGCUGAUGCCAAGGAGACGACCACCGUGCAGGAGCUGAAGAAGAUUGUGGAGGGCAUCCUGAAGAGGCCCCCGGAGGAGCAGCAGCUAUACAAGGAUGACUGGUUGCUGGAGGAUGGUGACAGGACCUUGAUAGAAUGUGGGUUAAGCAGUCAGACCUCUCGUCCCCAGGCGCCAGCCAUGGUGGGCUUGGCCUUAUUCAGAGCCAGCGAGGGCUCCUUUGAGCCAUUGCACAUCGACCCCUUCUCCAGCACCCCCGAGCUGCCUGAUGUCUUGAAGCCUCAAGAUUCUGGCAGCAGCUCCGGUGAGCAGCCUAUGCAGUGA
Messenger RNA from Terrapene triunguis (Three-toed box turtle), 366 nucleotides. RefSeq names its product elongin B (gene ELOB). The record is from RefSeq and is a predicted model, not a curated record. NCBI's taxonomy places the organism in Eukaryota, Metazoa, Chordata, Testudines, Emydidae. Gene Ontology annotation, biological process: transcription elongation by RNA polymerase II. The transcript has a single exon. Gene Ontology annotation, molecular function: protein binding. The coding region runs from base 1 to 366 and encodes 121 amino acids. Gene Ontology annotation, cellular component: VCB complex; elongin complex.